AUGGACAUUGGAACUGUAGAGAACCGAUACAUGACCCAGAAGGUGGAGCCCCAAGAGGAUGCAUUCCAAGGCAGUGAUGAAUUCAGCUCAAGGCUUCAGUGUGGAGAGAACCCUAAUAAACCUUCCGGAUCCAAGGCUCCUGAAGAAUCCGAGGAUCCAAUGCAGGUUGAUGCUGCGACAUCUCAGCAGCAGAGGGAGCAUUGCCAAAAGAACAGACUGUGCUUCUACUACGGCAGCCCGCUCAUCAAGUAUGAUCCUGCCCUGCGAAAACAAAGGCAGAAAACUUCAUUGCCUGAGAGACGUUCAGGGAGGUCACUCAGAUGCACAGGCAUUUCCCGGGAACGCCUGUUAGAGAGAGGAUAUGAUGACCUCCGUUCACACGCGGACAAAAAGGUCAUCAUUCUUGAAAUCAUUGAUGAGCUGAGAAGGGUGCAAGGUGGGAAACACACCCCAUUGGCCAUGCUGAAGAAGUGGUCGGAUCUCAAGCGGCGGCAUCAUGAGAGAAUCCGCCAGAUCCGGGAUACUCACUGUCCAGGUGCUCGCCUUGCCUCUGUCAGACGCAGGCCUGCCAGUAGGGAUUCGUGGGAGGUGUCUGCGUCUGAGGGGGAGGAGCAGGAGCAGCCAGGGACCUCAGGGCCCACAAAUGCCCCUGCACCACCACAGGAGGAGGACGAGGCUGGACCUACUACAUCACCAAUUACAACUGAACCUCCUAAAACCACUAUAUCUCCAACAACUGAACCUCCCACAACCACUACAUCGCCGAUUGCAACUGAACCUUCCACAACUACUACAUCUCCAACAACUGAACCUCCCACAACCACCAUAUCUCCAACAACUGCAUCUCCCACAACCACCACAUCUCCAACAACUGAACUUCCAACAACAACUACAUCACCGACCACAACUGAACCUCUCACAACUACUACAUCUCCAACAACUGUACCUCCUACAUUAACUACAUCACCUAUUACCACUAAAUCUCCCACAACUACUACAUCUCCAACGACUGAACCUCCCACAAGUACUACCUCACCAACUUCAACUGAACCUACAACAACCACUAUAUCCCCAACAACCGAACCUCCCACAACUACUACAUCAACGACUACAACUGAACCUCCCACAACUACUACAUCACCCACUACCAAUAAAAAUCCCACAACUACUAUAUCACCCAUUACCACUGAACCUCCCACAACCAUUACAUCACCGACUACAACUGAACCUCCCACAACUACUACAUCUACAAGAACUGUACCUCCCACAACUAAGACAUCACUGACUACAACUGAACCUACCACAACCUAUAUAUCUCCAACAACUGAACCUCCCACAACCACUAAAUCACUGACUACAAUUGAAACUCCAACAACCUCUACAUCUCCAAAAACUGAAGCUCCCACAACCACUACAUCACUGACUACAACUGAAAUUCCCACAACAACUACAUCUCCAACAACAACUACAUCACCCAUUACGACUAAACCUCCCACAACUGCUACAUCUUCAACAACUGAACCUCCUACAACUAUAUCACCCAUUAGCACUGAAUCUCCCACAACCACUACAUCACUGACUACAACUGAAUUUCUCACAACAACUUCAUCUCAAACAACAACUACAUCACCCAUUACCAUUAAACCUCCCACAACUACUACAUCUCCAACAACUGAACCUCCUACAACUACAUCACUCAUUACCACUGAAUCUCCUACAACUACUACAUCUCCAACAACUGAACCUCCCACAAGUACUACAUCACCAACUACAACUGAACCUACCACAACCACUAUAUCCCAAACAACUAAACCUCCCACAACCACUAUAUCAACGACUACAACUGAACCUCCCACAACUACUACAUCACCCACUACCAAUGAACCUCCCACAACUACUAUAUCACCCACUACCACUGAACCUCCCACAACCACUACAUCACCGACUACAACGGAACCUCCCACAAUGACAAAAUCACUGACUACAACUGAACCUCCCACAACCUCUACAUCUCCAGCAACUGAACCUCCCACAACCACUACAUCACUGACUACAACUGAACCUCCCACAACCUCUACAUCUCCAACAACUGAACCUCCCACAACCACUACAUCACUGACUACAACUGCAAUUCCCACAACAGCUACAUCUCCAACAACAACUACAUCACCCAUUACCACUAAACCUCCUACAACUACAACAUCUCCAACAACUGAACAUCCCACAACUUCGAAAUCACUGGCUACAACUGAACUUACCACAACCUCUACAUCUCCAACAACUGAACCUCCCACAACCACUAAAUCACUGACUACAACUGAAAUUCCAACAACUACAUCUCCAACAACAACUACUUUACCCAUUACCACUAAACCUCCCACAACCUCUACAUCUCCAACAACUGAACCUCCUACAACUACAUCACCUAUUAGCACUGAAUCUCCCACAACCACUACAUCACUGACUACAACAAAAUUUCCCUCAACUACAUCUCCAACAAAAACUACAUCACCCAUUACCACUAAACCUCCCACAACUACUACAUCUCCAAAAACGGGACCUCCGACAACUACAUCACCCAUUACCACUGAAUCUCCCACAACUACUACCACUACAUCGCCGACUACAACUGAACCUCCCACAACUACUACAUCUCCAACAACUGAACCUUCCACAACCACUACAUCACUGACUACAACCGAAAUUCCCACAACAAUUACAUCUCCAACAACAACUACAUCACCCAUUACCACUAAACCUCCCACAUCCUAUAAAUCUCCAACAACUGAACCUCCGACAACUACAUCACCCAUUAGCACUGAAUCUCCCACAACCACUACAUCACUGACUACAACUGAAUUUCCCAAAGAAACUACAUCUCCAACAAAAACUACAUCACCCAUUACCACUAAACCUCCCACAACUAUUACUUCUCCAAAAACUGAACCUCCGACAACUACAUCACCCAUUACCACUGAAUCUCUCACAACUACUACAUCUCCAACAACUGAACCUCCCACAAGUACUAAAUCACCAUCUACAACGGAACCUCCUAAAACCACUUUAUCUCAAACAACUAAACCUCCCGCAACCAUAACAUCGCCGACUACAACUGAACCUCCCACAACUACUACAUCUCCAACAACUAAACCUCUCACAACCACCACAUCUCCAACAACUGAAUCUCCUACAACCACCAUAUCUCCAACAACUGAACAUCCCACAACAACUACAUCACCGACCCCAACUGAACCUCCCACAACUAAUACAUCUCCAACAAAGGUCCAUCCUACAUUAACUACAUCACCUAUUACCAAUAAAUCUCCCACAACUACUACAUCUCCAACAACUGAACCUACCACAAGUACUACAUCACCAACUACAUCUGAACCUACCACAACCACUAUAUCGCCAACAACUAAACCUCCCACAACCACUACAUCAACGACUACAACUGAACCUCCGACAACUACUCCAUCACCCACUACCAAAGAACCUCCCACAACUACUACAUCACCCACUACAACUGAAACUCCCACAACCACUACAUCAACGACAACAACUGAACCUCCCACAAGUACUACAUCUCCAACAACUGAACCUGCCACAACCACUAUAUCGCCAACAACUAAACCUUCCACAACCACUACAGCACCGACUGCAACUGAACCUCCCACAACUACUACAUCACAGACUACAACUGAAUCUCCCACAAUUGCUAGAUCUCCAACAACUGAACCUCCCACAACCACCACAUCUCCAACAACUGAACCUGCCUCAAGUACUACAUCACCAACUACAACUAAACCUCCCACAACUGCUAUAUCGCCAACAACGGAAACUCCCACAACCAAUACAUCGCCGACUACAACUGAACCUCCCACAACUAAUAGAUGUCCAAAGACUAAACCUCCCUCAACCACCACAUCUCCAACAACUGAAUCUCCCACAACCACAUCUCCAACAACUGAACCUCCCACAACAACUACAUCACCGACCACAACUAAACCUUCCACAACUACUAUAUCUCCAACAACUAAACCUCCUACAUUAACAACAUCACCCAUUACCACUGAAUCUCCCUCAACUACUACAUCUCCAACUACUAAACCUCCCACAACCACUACAUCACCAACUACAACUGAACCUCCCACAACGAAAACAUCACCAACUAGAAAUGAACCUCCCACAACCACUAUAUCAACAACAACUGAACCAUCCACAACCACUACAUCGCCAACUACAACUGAAUCUCCCACAACUACUAAAUGUCCAAAGAAUGAACAUCCCACAUUAACGAAAUCACCGACCUCAACUGAACCUCCCACAACAGCUACAUCACUGACUACAACUGAAUUUCUCACAACUACUAAUUCUCCAACAACUUUAUCACCUAUUACAACUGAACAUCCCACAACUACUACAUAUCCAACAACUGAACCUCCUACAACAACUACAUCACCAAUUACCACAGAAUCUCCCACAACUACUACAUCUCCAACAACUGAACCUGCCACAAGUAAAACAUCACCAACUACAACUGAACCUCCCACAACCACUAUAUCUCCAAUAACUGAACAUCCCACAACCACUACAUCGCCUAAUACAAAUGAAUCUCCCACAACUGCUAACUGUCCAAAGAAUGUACAUCCCACAACAACUACAUCAGCGACCACAACUGAACCUCCCACAACAGCUACAUCACUGACUACAACUAAAGUUCCCACAACUACUACAUCUCCAACAACAUUUACAUCAAAUGUUACUACUGAACCUCCCACAACUACUACAUCUCCAACAACUGUACCUUCUACAACAACUACAUCACCUAUUACCACUGAAUCUCCCACAACUACUUCAUCUCCAAAAACUGAACCUGCCACAAGUAAAACAUCAUUAACUACAACUGAACCUCCCACAACCACUAUAUCACCAACAACUGAACCUCAUACAACUGCUACAUCGCCGACUACAACUGAAUUUCCCACAACUACUACAUCUCCAACAUCUGAACCUGCCACAAGUACAACAUCACCAACUACAAAUGAACCUCCCACAACCACUAUAUCACCAACAACUGAACCUCCCACAACCGCUACAUCGCCGACUAAAACUGAAUCUCCCACAACUACCAAAUGUCGAAAGAAUGAACAACCUACAACAACUACAUCACCGACCACAACUGAACCUCCCACAACAGCUACAUCACUGGCUACAACUGAAUUUCCCACAACUACUAAUUAUCCAACAAAAACUUUAUCACCUAUUACCACUGAACAUCCCACAACUACUACAUCUCCAACAACUGAACCUGCCACAAGUAAAACAUCACCAACUAGAACUGAACCUCCCACAACCAAUAUAUCACCAACAACUGAACCUCCCACAACCACUACAUCGCCGACUACAACUGAAUCUCCCACAACUACUAAAUGCCGAAAGAAUGAACAUCCCACAAUAACUACAUCACCGACCACAACUGAACCUCCCACAACAGCUACAUCACUGGCUACAACUGAAUUUCCCACAACUACUAAUUAUCCAACAAAAACUUUAUCACCUAUUACCACUGAACAUCCCACAACUACUACAUCUCCAACAACUGAACCUCCUACAACAACUACAUCACCCAUUACUACUGAAUCUCCCACAACUACUACAUCUCCAACAACUGAACCUGCCACAAGUAAAACAUCACCAACUACAACUGAACCUCCCACAACCACUAUAUCACCAACAACUGAACCUCCCACAACCACUACAUCGCCGACUACAACUGAAUCACCCACAACUACUAAAUGUCGAAAGAAUGAACAAACCACAACAACUAUAUCACCGACCACAACUGAACCUUCCACAACAGCUACAUCACUGACUACAACUGAAUUUCCUACAACUACUACAUCUCCAACAACUUCAUCACUUAUUACCACUGAACAUUCCACAACUACUACAUCUCCAACAACUGAACCUCCUACAACAACUACAUCACCCAUUACCACUGAAUCUCCCACAACUACUGCAUCUCCAACAACUGAACCUGCCACAAGUAAAACAUCACCAACUACAACUGAACCUCCCACAACCACUAUAUCACCAACAACUGAACCUCACACAACUACUACAUCGCCUACUAAAACUGAAUCUCCCACAACUGCUAAAUGUCCAAAGAAUGAACAUCCCACAACUACAUCACCGACCACAACUGAACCUCCCACAACAGCUACAUCACUGAUUACAACUAAAUUUUACACAACUACUACAUCUCCAACAAAUACAUCACCUAUUACCACUGAACCUCCCACAACUACUACAUCUCCAACAACUGAACCUCCUAAAACAACUACAUCACCUAUUACCACUGAAUCUCCCACAACUACUACAUCUCCAAAAACUGAACCUACUACAAGAAAAACAUCAUUAAGUACAAGUGAACCUCCCACAACUACCAUAUCACCAUCAACUGAACCUCCCACAACCACUACAUCGCCGACUACAACUGAAUCCCCCACAACUACUACAUCUCCAACAACUGUACCUGCCACAAGUAUAACAUCACCAACUACAACCGAACCUCCCACAACCACUAUAUCAUUAACAACUGAACCUCCCACAACCACUAUAUCGCCGACUACAACUGAAUCUCCCACAACUACUAAAUGUCGAAAGAAUGAACAACCCACAACAACUACAUCACCGACCACAACUGAACCUCCCACAACAGCUACAUCACUGACUACAACUGAAUUUCCCACAACUACUACAUUUCCAACAACUUCAUCACCUAUCACCACUGAACAUCCCACAACCACUACAUCUCCAACAACUGAACCUCCUACAACAACUACAUCACCCAUUACCACUGAAUCUCCCACAACUACUACAUCUCCAAUAACUGAACCUGCCACAAGUAAAACAUCACCAACUACAACUGAACCUCCCAAAACCACUAUAUCACCAACAACUGAACCUCCCACAACAACUACAUCGCCGACUACAACUGAAUCUCCCACAACUACUAAAUGUCGAAAGAAUAAACAACCCACAACAACUACAUCACCGACCACAACUGAACCUCCCACAACAGCUACAUCACUGACUACAACUGAAUUUCCCACAACUACUACAUCUCCAACAACUUUAUCACCUAUUACCACUGAACAUCCCACAACUACUACAUCUCCAACAACUGAACCUCCUACAACAACUACAUCACCCAUUACCACUGAAUCUCCCACAACUACUACAUCUCCAGCAACUGAACCUGCCACAAGUAAAACAUCACCAACUACAACUGAACCUCCCACAACCACUAUAUCACCAACAACUGAACCUCCCACAACCACUACAUCGCCGACUACAACUGAAUCACCCACAAAUACUAAAUGUCGAAAGAAUGAACAAACCACAACAACUAUAUCACCGACCACAACUGAACCUUCCACAACAGCUACAUCACUGACUACAACUGAAUUUACCACAACUACUACAUCUCCAACAACUUCAUCACUUAUUACCACUGAACAUUCCACAACUACUACAUCUCCAACAACUGAACCUCCUACAACAACUACAUCACCCAUUACCACUGAAUCUCCCACAACUACUACAUCUCCAACAACUGAACCUGCUACAAGUAUAACAUCACCAACUACAACUGAACCUCCCACAACCACUAUAUCAUUAACAACUGAAUCUCCCACAACCACUAUAUCGCCGACUACAACUGAAUCUCCCAAAACUACUAAAUGUCGAAAGAAUGAACAACCCACAACAACUACAUCACCGACCACAACUGAACCUCCCACAACAGCUACAUCACUGACUACAACUGAAUUUCCCACAACUACUACAUCUCCAACAACUUCAUCACCUAUUACCACUGAACAUCCCACAACUACUACAUCUCCAACAACUGAACCUCCUACAACAACUACAUCACCCAUUACCACUGAAUCUCCCACAACUACUACAUCUCCAAUAACUGAACCUGCCACAAGUAAAACAUCACCAACUACAACUGAACCUCCCACAACCACUAUAUCACCAACAACUGAACCUCCCACAACAACUACAUCGCCGACUACAACUGAAUCUCCCACAACUACUAAAUGUCGAAAGAAUGAACAAACCACAACAACUAUAUCACCGACCACAACUGAACCUUCCACAACAGCUACAUCACUGACUACAACUGAAUUUCCCACAACUACUACAUCUCCAACAACUUCAUCACUUAUUACCACUGAACAUUCCACAACUACUACAUCUCCAACAACUGAACCUCCUACAACAACUACAUCACCCAUUACCAAUGAAUCUCCCACAACUACUGCAUCUCCAACAACUGAACCUGCCACAAGUAAAACAUCACCAACUACAACUGAACCUCCCACAACCACUAUAUCACCAACAACUGAACCUCACACACCUACUACAUCGCCUACUAAAACUGAAUCUCCCACAACUGCUAAAUGUCCAAAGAAUGAACAUCCCACAACUACAUCACCGGCCACAACUGAACAUCCCACAACAGCUACAUCACUGAUUACAACUAAAUUUCACACAACUACUACAUCUCCAACAACUACAUCACCUAUUACCACUGAACCUCCCACAACUACUACAUCUCCAACAACUGAACCUCCUAAAACAACUACAUCACCUAUUACCACUGAAUCUCCCACAACUACUACAUCUCCAAAAACUGAACCUACUACAAGAAAAACAUCAUUAAGUACAACUGAACCUCCCACAACUACCAUAUCACCAUCAACUGAACCUCCCACAACCACUACCUCGCCGACUACAACUGAAUCCCCCACAACUACUACAUCUCCAUCAACUGAACCUGCCACAAGUAUAACAUCACCAACUACAACCGAACCUCCCACAACCACUAUAUCAUUAACAACUGAACCUCCCACAACCACUAUAUCGCCGACUACAACUGAAUCUCCCACAACUACUAAAUGUCGAAAGAAUGAACAACCCACAACAACUACAUCACCGACCACAACUGAACCUCCCAAAACAGCUACAUCACUGACUACAACUGAAUUUCCCACAACUACUACAUCUCCAACAACUUCAUCACCUAUUACCACUGAACAUCCCACAACUACUACAUCUCCAACAACUGAACCUCCUACAACAACUACAUCACCCAUUACCACUGAAUCUCCCACAACUACUACAUCUCCAACAACUGAACCUGCCACAAGUAAAACAUCACCAACUACAACUGAAACUCCCACAACCACUAUAUCACCAACAACUGAACCUUCCACAACCACUACAUCGCCGACUACAACAGAAUCUCCCUCAACUACUAAAUGUCGAAAGAAUAAACAACCCACAACAACUACAUCACCGACCACAACUGAACCUCCCACAACAGCUGCAUCACUGACUACAACUGAAUUUUCCACAACUACUACAUCUCCAACAACUUCAUCACUUAUUACCACUGAACAUCCCACAACUACUGCAUCUCCAACAACUGAACCUGCCACAAGUAAAACAUCACCAACUACAACUGAACCUCCCACAACCACUAUAUCACCAACAACUGAACCUCACACACCUACUACAUCGCCUACUAAAACUGAAUCUCCCACAACUGCUAAAUGUCCAAAGAAUGAACAUCCCACAACUACAUCACCGGCCACAACUGAACAUCCCACAACAGCUACAUCACUGAUUACAACUAAAUUUCACACAACUACUACAUCUCCAACAACUACAUCACCUAUUACCACUGAACCUCCCACAACUACUACAUCUCCAACAACUGAACCUCCUAAAACAACUACAUCACCUAUUACCACUGAAUCUCCCACAACUACUACAUCUCCAAAAACUGAACCUACUACAAGAAAAACAUCAUUAAGUACAACUGAACCUCCCACAACUACCAUAUCACCAUCAACUGAACCUCCCACAACCACUACCUCGCCGACUACAACUGAAUCCCCCACAACUACUACAUCUCCAUCAACUGAACCUGCCACAAGUAUAACAUCACCAACUACAACCGAACCUCCCACAACCACUAUAUCAUUAACAACUGAACCUCCCACAACCACUAUAUCGCCGACUACAACUGAAUCUCCCACAACUACUAAAUGUCGAAAGAAUGAACAACCCACAACAACUACAUCACCGACCACAACUGAACCUCCCAAAACAGCUACAUCACUGACUACAACUGAAUUUCCCACAACUACUACAUCUCCAACAACUUCAUCACCUAUUACCACUGAACAUCCCACAACUACUACAUCUCCAACAACUGAACCUCCUACAACAACUACAUCACCCAUUACCACUGAAUCUCCCACAACUACUACAUCUCCAACAACUGAACCUGCCACAAGUAAAACAUCACCAACUACAACUGAAACUCCCACAACCACUAUAUCACCAACAACUGAACCUUCCACAACCACUACAUCGCCGACUACAACAGAAUCUCCCUCAACUACUAAAUGUCGAAAGAAUAAACAACCCACAACAACUACAUCACCGACCACAACUGAACCUCCCACAACAGCUGCAUCACUGACUACAACUGAAUUUUCCACAACUACUACAUCUCCAACAACUUCAUCACUUAUUACCACUGAACAUCCCACAACUACUACAUCUCCAACAACUGAACCUCCUACAACAACUACAUCACCCAUUACCACUGAAUCUCCCACAACUACUACAUCUCCAACAACUGAACCUGCCACAAGUAAAACAUCACCAACUACAACUGAACCUCCCACAACCACUAUAUCACCAACAACUGAGCCUCCCACAACCACUACAUCGACGAAUACAACUGAAUCUCCCACAACUACUAAAUGUCGAAAGAAUGAACAUCCCACAACAACUACAUCACCGACCACAACUGAACCUCCCACAACAGCUACAUCACUGACUACAACUGAAUUUUCCACAAUUACUACAUCUCCAACACCUUUAUCACUUAUUACCACUGAACAUCCCACAACUACUACAUCUCCCACAACUGAACCUCCUACAACAACUACAUCACCCAUUACCACUGAAUCUCCCACAACUACUACAUCUCCAACAACUGAACCUGCCACAAGUAAAACAUCACCAACUGCAACUGAACCUCCCACAACCACUAAAUCUCCAACAACCAAACCUCCCACAACCACUACAUCACCUACUACAACUGAAUCUCCCACAACUACUAAAUGUCGAAAGAAUGAACAUCCCACAACAACUACAUUACCGACCACAACUGAACCUCCCACAACAGCUACAUCACUGACUACAACUGAAUUUCCCACAGCUACAUCUCCAACAACAACUUUAUCACCUAUUGCCACUGAAGAAUCCAAAACUACUACAUCUCCAACAACUAAACCUACUACAACAACUAUAUCGCCAACAACUGAACCUCUCAUAACCACUACAUCGCUGACUACAACUGAAACUCCCACAAUUACUAUAUCUCUAACAACUGAACCCCCUACAUUAACUACAUCACCAAUUACUGCUAUAUCUCGUACAACAACUGAACCUACCACAAGUACUACAUUACCAAGUUCAACUGAAUCUCCCACAACCACUAUAUCGCCAACAGCUGAACCUCCCACAAGUACUACAUCACUAACUACAACUGAACCUCCCACAGCCACUAUAUCGCCAACAACUGAAACUCACAUAACCACUACAUUGCCGACUACAACUGAACCUCACACAACUACUAUAUCUCCAACAACUGAACCUCCCACAACUACGACAUCACAAACUACAAAUGAUCCUCUCACAACCACUACAUCUCCAACAACAACUACAUCACCCAUUACUACUGAAUCUCCCACAACUACUACAUCAUCCACUACCACUGAACCUCCCACAAAUUUUACAUCUCCAUCAACUGAACCUCCCACAACUACGACAUCACCAACUACAAACAAACCUCCCACAACAGCUAUAUCCCCAACAACUGCACCUCCCACAACUACUACAUCACCCACUAUCACUAAUUCUCCCACAACCACUUCAUCACCAACUACAACUGAACCUUCCACAACUACUAUAUCUCCAACAAUUGAACCUCCUACAACUACGACAUCACAAACUACAAAUGAACCUCUCACAACCACUACAUCUCCAACAACAACUACAUCACCCAUUACUACUGAAUCUCCCACAACUACUACAACCACUUCAUCACCGACUACAACUGAACCUCCAACAACUACUACAUAUCCAACAAAUGAACCUCCCACAACUACAACAUCACCAACUACAAGUGAACUUCUCACAACCACAUCACCGACUACAACUGAUUCUGCCACAACUACUACAUCAUCCUCUACCACUGAACCUCCCAAAACUACUACAUCACUGACUACAACUGAACCUCCCUCAACCAGUACAUCUCCAACAACUACAUCAGCCAUUACCACUGAAACUCCCACAACUACUACCUCCCCAACAACUAAACCUUCCACAACAACUACAUCACCGAAUACAGCUGAAUCUUCCACAACUACUACAUCAUCCACUACCACUAAACCUCACACAACUACUAAAUCUCCAACAACUGAACCUCCCACAACAACUACAUCAACUAUUACCACUGAAUCUCCUACAACUACGCUAUCUCCAACAACUGAACCUCCCACAUCUACUUCAUCACCCAAUACCACUUACCCUCCCACAACCACUUUAUCACCGAGUACAACUGAACCUCCCACAACUACUAAAUCUCCAACAACUGAACCUUCCACAACUACUCCAUCUCCAACAACUGAACUUCCCACAAUAACUAUAUCACCGACUACAACUAAAUCUCCCACAAUUACUACAUCAUCCCCUACCACUGAUCCUCCCAUAAUUACUACAUAUCCAACAACAACAAAAUCACCCAUUUCCACUGAAUUUCCCACAACUACUACAUCUCCAACAACUGAACUUCCCACAACCACAACAUCACUAACUAUAACUGAACCUUCCAAAAGCACUAUAUCCCUAACAACUGAACCUCUCACAACCACUACAUCGCCGACUACAACUGAACCUCUCACAACUACUACAUCUCCAACAACUGAAUCUCCCACAGCUACUACAUCACCCACUACCACUGAACCUCCCACAAUUACUUCUUCACCAACUACAACUGAAACUCCCAUAACUACUACAUUUCCUACAACUGAACCUCCCACAACCACUACAUCUCUAACAACUGAAGCUCCCACAAUAAUUACAUCGCCAACUACAACAGAAUCUCCCACAUCUACUACAUCUCCAUCGACUGAACGUCCCAUAACUACAUCACUGACUACAACUCAACCUCCCACAAUAACUACAUCACUGACUGCAACUGAGUCUCCUACAACUAUCACAUCUCAAACAUCAACUACAUCACCCAUUACCACUGAACCUCCGACAACUACUACAUCUCCAACAAAUCAACCUCCCACAACUACGACAUCAAUGACUACAACUGUACAUCCCACAACCACUACAUCUCCAGCUGAACCUCCUACAACUACAACAUCACCAACUUCAACUGAACUCCCCACAACCACUACAUCAUCCACUAUCACUGUACCUCCCACAAUUACUACAUCUCUAACAACUGAACCUCCUAAGACAACUACAUCACUUACUACAACUGAACCUCCCACAGACACUGCAUCUUCAACAACUACAUCACCCAUUACCACUGAACCUCCUACAACUAUUACAUCUCCAACAAGCACUACAUCAACAACUACAACUGAAUCUCCUUCAACUACUACAUCAUCCACUACCACUGAACCUCCAUCAACUACUACAUCUCCAAAAACUGAACAUCCCACAACAACUACAUCACCCAUUUCCAUUGAAUAUCUCACAACUACUACAUCUUCAACAACUCAACUUCCCACAACUACUCCAUCUACAACUACAACUGAACCUCCCACAACCACUAUAUCUUCAACAACUGAACCUCCCACAACUAAUACAUCGUCGACUACAACUAAACCUCUCACAUUUACUACAUCUCCAGCAACUGAACCUUCCACAACAACUACAACAGACACUACCACUGAACCUCCCACAGCCAAUACAUCUCCGACUUCAACUGAAUCUCCCACAACUACUUCAUCUCUAACAACAACUACAUCACCCAUUAACACUGAACCUCUCACAACUACUACAUUUCCAACAAAUGAACCUCCCACAACUUUGACACCACUGACUACAACUGAUCCUCCCACAACCACUACAUCUCCAACAACUGAACCUCCCACAACUAUGACAUCACCAACUACAACUAAACCUCCCACAACCACUACAUCACCGACUACAACUGAAUCUCCCACAACUACUACAUCAUUCACUACCACUGAACCUCCCACAACUACUACAUCUCCAACAACUGAACCUCCAAUGACAACUACAUCACCGAAAACAACUGAACUUCACACAACCACUACAUCUCCAACAACAACUACAUCUCUUAUUACCACUGAACCUACCACAACUGUAUCCCCAACAACUGAAACUUCCAUAACCACUACAUCGCUGACUUCAUCUGAACCACUCAAAUCUACUACAUCUCCAACAACUGAAACUCCCACAACUACUGAAUCACCCACUAACACUGAACCUCCCACAACCACUACAUCACUGACUACAACUGAACUUCCCACAACUACUACAUCUCCAACUGAACCUCCCACAACAACUACAUCAUUGACUACAACUGAAUCUUCGACAACUACUACAUUAUCCACUACCACUGAACCUCACACAACUACCUUAUCUCCAACAACUAAACCUCCAAUGACAACUACAUCACCGACUACCACUGAACCUCCCACAACUACUUCAUCUCCAAAAACUAAAUCACCCAUUACCACUGAACCUCCCAAAACUUCGACAUCACCAACUUCAACUGAACCUCCCACAACCACUACAUCAUCUACUAUCACUGUACCUCCCACAACUACUACAUCUUCAACAACUGAACCUCCCAAGACAACUAUAUCUCUGACUACAACGGAACCUCCUACAGCCAAUGCAUCUCCAACAACAACUACAUCAGCCAUUACCACUGAACCUCCCACAACUACUACAUCUCCAACAUCUGAACCUCCGACAACAACUACAUCACCGACUACAACUGAAUCUACUACAACUACUACAUCAUCCACUACCACUGAACCUCCCACAACUUCAACAUCUCCAACAACUGAACUUCCCACAACUACUACAUCACCAACUACAACUGAACCUCUCACAACCACUGUAUCCCCAACAAUUGAACCUUUCACGUCCACUACAUCGCUUACUUCAACUGAACCUCUCACAACUACUACAUCUCCUGCAACUGAACCUCCCACAACCACUACUUCUCAAGCAAAUGAACCUCCUACAACUACUAGAUCACCGACUACAACUGAACCUCCCACAACUACUCCAUCAUCCACUACCACUGAAUCUCCUACAACUACUACAUCAACAACUGAACCUCUCACAAUAUCUACAUCGCCAACUACAACUGAACCUCCCAUAACUACUACAUCAUCCACUACCACUAAACAUCCUACAACUACUGCAUCUCCAACAACUGAACUUCCCACAACUAUAUCACUGACUACAACUGAACUUCCAACAACUACUGCAACACCUAGUGCAAAUACCACUGCAACUACUGCAGCCACCUCUAUAGCUGAAACUAGUGAAGCAGCUACUACUACUACUACUACUACCACCACCACUACCUUUAUUACUACUGCCAACACUACUACUACAGUCUUUGCUACAGAAACCACAUCACUUAUUAAUGUUGCUGCUCCUGAAGAAGUGCCGAAUUGGGGCAUCGCCCUGCUUACCUUGGUCUUAACUACUCCAUCAUCCACUACCACUGAAUCUCCUACAACUACUACAUCACCGACUACAACUGAACCUCCCACAACUACUACAUCAACAACUGAACCUCUCACAAUAUCUACAUCGCCAACUACAACUGAACCUCCCAUAACUACUACAUCAUCCACUACCACUGAACAUCCUACAACUACUACAUCACCGACUACAACUGAACCUCCCACAACUACUACAUCAACAACUGAACCUCUCACAACUACUACAUCAACAACUGAACCUCUCACAAUAUCUACAUCGCCAACUACAACUGAACCUCCCAUAACUACUACAUCAUCCACUACCACUGAACAUCCUACAACUACUGCAUCUCCAACAACUGAACCUCCCACAACUAUAUCACUGACUACAACUGAACUUCCAACAACUACUGCAACACCUAGUGCAAAUACCACUGCAACUGCUGCAGCCACCUCUAUAGCCGAAACUAGUGAAGCAGCUAUUACUACUACUACUACCACCACCACUACCUUUAUUACUACUGCCAACACUACUACUGCAGUCUUUGCUACAGAAACCACAUCACUUAUUAAUGUUGCUGCUCCUGAACAAGAAAAUGAAAUGACACAGAGAUACGAGAAUAAUUUCUGA
Molecule: messenger RNA, 16503 nt
Organism: Bufo gargarizans (Asiatic toad)
Lineage: Eukaryota; Metazoa; Chordata; Amphibia; Anura; Bufonidae
Product: mucin-17-like
Exons: 10
Coding region: 1-16503 (5500 amino acids)
Source: RefSeq, a predicted model, not a curated record